AUGGUGCUUGCUCCGGAUGCAGUUGUCAUGGAGAUGGAAAAGGGCUCAGCGUCCACUGGUGGAACUGUUACCAUGGAAAUCCCCAUCACAGCAGCUGCCUCAGUGGAGCAGGCAGAACCAGAGGAGUCUGUUCAGCACCAUGGACAGCACCACGCCGGAGCCGCGUUCCAGCACAGAAACCAUCGCAUGCUGAUUGUGAUCGGAGAGAUUUCCACCAGCCACCACCUCGAUUCUGCCAAGGAACAGAUCACACAAGCCUUGCACUCCUGGAGUGUUGAUCUGACUGUUUGUGACCUGAACAAAGAGCUGCAGCUGUUUGAGACCAGACACACCGCUCAGUUUUCAGCACAGGUCAAAGGCCAACGAAUCCUCCAGUAUCAGAGUGAUGUCCUGGAGACAGUGGUGUUGGUGAACCCAUCGGAGGAGAGUGCUGCUUCCGAGAUCCGCUCACUGAUCACUGACCCUGCUGGGAAUAAGUUGCUGAUACUGAGUGGCCAGAGCUCAGAGCAGGGAGGCGAUAUUCUACUGCAAGGAGGAGCCUUUACCUGGCAAAACUUUUCCGACAUCAUCUCCAACCCUCAAGUGAUUGAAGUCCUGUCCAGGGCCUCUUCACAGCAGCCAUCCAGGCUUACAGUUUCCUGUCAGGGAGACGGGGGCUGGAGCUCCCUGGGACAAAGCCAGGAGAAGCAGCCACUCCAUAAUCUUCUGGAAUACUGCUUGAACCCCGAACCCCGCCUCCCCGCUAUGGAUGGAGUCACAGAGUUCACUGAGUAUGUCGCAGAGACAGUGGAUGUGCCAUCACCCUUUGACCUUCUGGAGCCCCCGACCUCUGGAGGUUUUCUGAAGCUGUCCAAGCCUUGCUGCUACAUCUUUCCCGGAGGCAGGGGAGACUCUGCUUUGUUCGCCGUCAAUGGAUUCAACGUUCUAGUGGAUGGAGGUUCUGAUCGGAAGUCCUGCUUUUGGAAGCUGGUUCGUCACCUGGACAGGAUCGACUCUGUUCUGCUCACUCAUAUUGGGGCCGAUAACCUCCCUGGCAUCAAUGGGUUGUUCCAGAGAAAGAUUGCUGAGCAGGAGGAGGAGCGUAACCAAGGAUCCGGCUCCAGCAGCAACGGUGACUGGAUGAAGAACCUGAUCUCUCCUGAGCUUGGGAUCGUGUUUUUCAACGUCCCAGAGAAGCUUCGGAUGCCAGAGUCCACCCUGAAAGUGAAACGAAGCAUUGAAGAAGCAUCUCUUACCCUGCAGUACCUCAACAAGCUUGGUAUCACACCAGAGCCUCUUCACAGGGUAGUCAGCAACACCAUUGAACCUAUCACGCUGUUCCACAAACUCGGUGUGGGAAAGUUAGACAUGUAUGUCUUAAACCCUGUAAAAGAAAGCAAAGAGAUGCAGUUUCUAAUGCAGAAAUGGGCUGGAAACAGCAAAGCCAAGACAGGGAUUAUGAUGCCUAAUGGAAAAGAAGGAGAAAUAUCUGUUCCCUAUUUGACAUCAGUUACUGCUCUCAUUGUGUGGAUUCCUCACCGUCCCACAGAAAAGAUAGUCAGGGUGCUGUUCCCAGGAAAUGCACCACAGAAUAAAAUCUUCGAGGGCCUUGAGAAACUGAAACACCUGGACUUCCUGCGAUACCCAGUGGCUACCCAAAAAGACAUAUCAUCCGGUGCACCGCCUCCCAUCAUCAAACAGACUAAAAUAAGAUCAAGAACUGACAGCAAAGAGAGUCUCAAAUCUUCACCCAAACCACACUCUAAAGCAACAAAGAAAGAAGUCGGUGGGCAGGAGGAAGAGUCCAAAAGCGACAUUAUUAAAGAAAAUAAAGUGGAAAAGAAAGAAGAGAAAAAACUCAAAAGUGAAAGUCUAAAAGCCACCAAACAACAGAAAAACAGUGAAGUGGCCCCUGUGGCAGACAAGAAAGAGAAAAAGAAAAUAUCCAAGGAAAAAACUGCCAAGCAAGAGAAAGCAUCCAAAAUGGAUGAAAAGAAAGACAAAGAGAAGAAAGAAACUAAGAAAGAGAAACGUGAAGUAAAGAAAGAUGAAAAUAUAAGAAAAGAAGAGAAAAAAGAAAGCAAAGUCAAAGAGGAUAAAAAGAAAGACCCAAGUAAACCGGAGCUGAGAAAAAUCACCAAACCUGAUCUGAAGCCGUUUACCCCAGAAGUAAGAAAAACUCUGCACAAGGCCAAGACUCAGGCCAAGCCCAAGACUGACAAAAAUAAAGCAGUUAAAGAGGAAGCCAAUGAGAAAAUGCCACUUCCACAGAACAUCCCUGAAGAGGUCGCAGCAGCAGCUCUGGCCGACAGGUCCAUUGUCUCGUCCCCGGAGGACCUCACCGAGGACUUUGAGGCUCUAAAACAAGAAGAGCUGUCCAAACUUAAGUCUGAGUCUGUCCAGAAUGAUGUGAUGUCUGGGCAUUCAGUGUAUACAGAUACUAAAGCUUCUUCCUUAGUUUUCCCUGAUGAGAAAGUCACAUCCCCAGCUGCUGAGAUAAAGUCUGCUUCGCCUGAAUCCCCUGUCAAAGAAGACAACAAAGACAAGGGCGCAUCAGAACAGGUUGCAGCCAUUAAAAAGGACACAAGUGAUGGCUUUGACAAGAAGUACGAAGAGGAGAAAAUGGAGAAAUAUGACAAAUACCCCAUGAAGGACGAUAUAAAAGACAGAUCAAAGAAGAGUGACAGCUCUGAGGAGGAGGGUGAUGUAAUUGAAAAAGCUGAACUUGAAGGAACAGAAGAUGACGAGGUCCUGAAAUAUAAAACAGAGGAGGCGAAAAAGGAAAAAACUGGAAAGGAGUGGGACACCAAGCCAACUGAGCAAAAACCUUUAUCAACCACAGCCAUGUCUGGGCAAGCUGUAGCAGCCUCCGCCUCAGAGCAGUUCUCCUUCAUCCAAGAUGAGACGAUUCCUGGUUACUCUGAGACCGAACAGACCAUCUCUGAUGAGGAGAUCCACGAGGAAACAGAAGACAGGAUCCCACAGCUGCGCUAUGAUGUGGGCUCCUAUGACAUCUCUGUUCCUGACAUCCCUGGCACUUUUGACACCAUGCAUGGCAUCAAAGAGAUGAAGAGUUCCAUCGUGUCUGACGCUGCAGAUGCCAAACCCAAAGCAUUCAUGGGAGGUCAAGAGCCAGAGCUUGCACCUUACCCUGCAAUCAUUGCUGCUCCUCUUGCAGAGGAAGAGCACAUCUCUUCAGCAACAUCCAUCACAGAAUAUGACAAACUGUCGUCCUUUGCCACAUCUGUAGCUGAGGACCAGUCAAUAGCCUCAGUUACGGCGCCUCAGACUGAGGAAGCUGGGAAGAACUCUCUAAUGCUUGACACCAUCAACAAUAUCCCCUUGCGUGCAGAGGCCGCUCUCGGAAAGGACUAUCUCCACUCAGCAGGAACCAUCUCACCUACCUCCUCUCUGGAGGACGACAAAUGCUUUAAGUCUCCUUCCUCUGAUGAGUACCAGCCUAACAUUCCUGAGAUGGAGGGUGAUGCAAAGAUCAAAUCAGUCCAUGAGGAAGAAGACGAUGAGGAAGACGAGGACGAGGACCAGACUCCGAACGUUGACAUCCCUCUGGGUAAACUCCAAGAGGGCUACGAACAUGCAGCCUCCAAGAUGCUCCAGGAAAAGGAGAAAUCUCCCUCUGCCACUUUUUCUCCUCCUCCCCUCUCUACCAUGCAGUACUCUCCCACACAGGCUGUCAGAGACACCCAGGCUUUCUUUAGUACAGGGGGAUUAAAGGCUGGUAUUGAUAUAAAGCCUGUUUCACCCCCUCCAUCUUUUUCCCCUGGGUUAGAGUCCCACUCCAGGCAGGAGAGUGAGGAAAGAUGUGUAAGUCCAGAUGACAGUACUAUGAAACUGGCCUCACCCACACAGUCUGUGCCAACAAGCAGUGGCCACUCUCCAACAGAAGAGAAACCAUUUAAGGCUGAAGACAAAGAUGAAGUCAUAAUCAGUGUUAAAGCUGACACCCUGAAGACAGAAAAAUCAGUCACUAUUUCAGACAAUACCUCCUUUAUCGGUCUGCCAGUUGACAAGACAGCAUUCGAAGCAUCUGAAGAGUCUGAUGAAGACAAUGAAGAGGAAGAAGACUAUUACGACAAAAAGGAUUUACAGCCUACUGUGAAGGCCAAACUUAUGGAGGCAAAAGAGGGAUGCUUCUUGGACGACGACUACGCCUUUGAGGCAAAGUCUGCAAAGACAGAAACGGAAGUCAAGGCCUUGGACAAGACACAGGUGUCUUUUAUCACAGAUGUGAAACCAAAACCUCAGGUGAUGUACUCAGAUGAAGAUGAAGAAGAUGAAAAAGAUGAUGAUUUCACAAGCGGUGUAGGAUCUAAGCCCUUAUCAACAGAUCAAAGCAAAGUAGUAGACUUUAAAAAUGACAGCGUAGAGAAAACUGACACCUCUUUUAAAGAGCCUGAGAAAAGCGUUCAUUUCAGUCUUUAUGAUUUCCCAGAGAAGGAGAGCAAAGAAAAGGCCAUGUAUAUAAGACAAGACACACCCUAUGUGCAUGGUAAAACAUUCUCUUACAGUGACAUUUAUGACAGCAAGACGAGCUCAGUGGACUCUGAUUCAUAUCGUCAGGAGUCCGUAGAUAAGAUGGAGAAGGACACUGCGAAGAGCGGAGUGGAUUUGGAGAAACAUGAGCCCUCCUACCCAGUAACAGCCACGGAAAAGAUGUCAGAGAAAGAGGGAUUUACCGCCCCUUAUGGAAAAGAAUCCUCUGCCUCAUCGUGGCUUGACUCCAAGAGCACUUCUGCUAUACCCCCAUUUGAAAAGGAGGUCAAAGAAAAGGAGACAUUUGAAUACAGCGCAGGUAGCCGUUUCCCUUCACUGGCUGAUAGACCUGAGGCCUUGUCCACUUCUUUAUCAUCAGAAAAAGAGUCUUUCUCUUUUAAAGGCCCGACUGACAGCACAAAGCCCCAGACACACUCAUCAAUGGCAGCUUUUGAUGCAGGAAUACCUGAUGCCACAAGCUUCAGCGAGAAAGGAGCGUGUUUGGAGGUUGAUAUGAGAAAACUAACUGCAAGGGAUGAGGAGGACUAUGACGAUGAUGAAGUAGUUGAUGAAGAUGAUGAUGAGGAGGAGGAAGAUGAAGAGGAGGAGGAUGAAGGUGCUAUUGAUUCUGAAAUGGAGAAAGGUGCCAAAGAAAAGUCUGAGAAGGAAGUGAAAAGCCCAAUCAGUGAAAUGUUUGGCUCAAAGCCUGAAUUCAUGGUUUCCAUGGCUGGAUAUGGCUUCAACAGUCAAGGGAAGCCGAGUAUGAAAGAAGGCCACUCCAGCGUACUCACCAAGGCUGAAGACGAAGCUAAGCUUGACUCCUCAUCCUUCAGUGGAAAGCCAAUGGAUUUAGGAGCUACAGGUUUCUCUGGCUACUCCUCAGGAUUUGAAUACUCAUAUGGAAGUGGUCAGAAAGACUCAUUUUUAUCAAGUCAGACCACAGACAAAGGAAAAGAAGAUUUCACUCUAAAAUCAACACAGGACAGUUAUUACCAGAACGACAGAGCUGAUCCUGAUUUUGAGAAACAGAAGACACCAGACCUUCUGAGUAAGCAGUCACUGGACACAAGUUUUCAGUACACAACCACAGCUGCUCCUGGGUACUCCUCCUCUUCAGCCUAUAGCUACUCCUCCUCCACCUCAGGCUCACUUUCCACCAGCCGUCAGUUCGGAGAGGAGCUGGAGACUCCUGCCUCUGCCGAGCCUCUCUUUGAGUAUUCCUCCUUUAAAGAUGAACACUCGCUGGUCAUGGAUUCUCCCUUCUCCAGCUCUGCUGGCGCCAAAGACGACUAUUUGGAAGUGUCUGAAAAACAAAUCACUGCUACAACCACAGCUGAGUCCACCUCCAGCUUAGCACGCUUCUCACCGCUCAGCCCAUUCGAGGAGGUCAAAUCUUUCCCCUCACUGUCGUCCACUGGCUUUGCUGAGGACAAAAAGGAGCAUUCAACUUCACUAUGUGGUGUUACAGACAAAGGCCCUCAAUCUGACUGUUUCUAUAAGCCUGAAUGGUCUGAAGGGCCCAAACUGAACACAGCCGUUGGGUUUGGAGCCGUAGCAGGACCGUUCUCUCAAUCAGAUCUCUCCAAGGACAAAGAGGCAGCCAGUGCUGCUCUGUUUGGGGUCACUUCCUCACCACGCCCAGACAUAGAAGGCAAGCAUUACUUUGAGGAGACUGACAGCAGUGAAGAAGAGGACGAGGAGGCUUACAUGCGCGAGAUGAUUCGAAGGUCUCCUUCCAGUGGCCUGGCUGGUGGCCUCUCAUUUUCUGACAAGCCUGUUGCUCCAGCUGCCCCUGAGAAGACAGGUAGUGUACUCCCUGAUGUUCUUGGCUCCUACAUGACCUCACCUCUCCAGGCCAGCAAGCCAGACGCAGCCAACGGCCCCACAGAGGUUAGCACAAGCUCCACCAUCCCUGCUGGAGCUGCAGCCAGUGGUGCAACUUCAGGCCCGGCCAAGGUAGAGUCCCGGGAGGGAGCGGCAGGUUACAGGAGCUCCUAUGAGUGGGAGAUGCCAAAGCCCCAGAUGGGGAUGGUUCCUGGAGACUCCCCUCCCCAUUAUCGCCAUGAUGAUGAGUUUGAAGAGGAAUGUGAAAUGGAGCCAGAGCACCCCGCUCGCCCACUUUCACUCUCUUCAACCGACCAGCCCUUCCGCUCACCAUUUUAUGCUGAAGAGUGCAGCCGAGGAGGCCACGAUGACGAUGAUGACAGCGAUCAGGAGCUUGCUGCUGGUGCACCCAUGGGAGCCACUUAUACCAGCCGCACCUCGCCUGGAUAUUCAUCCUCCGAGUACAGACAUCGCAAAGAUGACCUCUCACCUUCCUUCAUCAACCCCUGUAUGCGGCAGCUAUCCAGCGAUGAGGAUGAUGAGGAGCGAGGACGCAGAAGUGACCAAUCACAGGAGGGCGAUGACCACGAUCUGUCAGUCAAGAGAAGGGCUCACAAGCAGCCUCAUCAUCACCAGUCUCACAGCAGGGACAGCAGCUCUCUGCACCAAGCUGGUGGCAUGUCGGCAGGGCUGGGUCUGGCCACAGAGGACACACCGCCCACCUCAGUCAGCGAGUCUCUUGGUUCUCAGUCAGACUCUGAUGUGCCUCCAGGCACCGAGGAAUACCCCUCAGCCACUGGUGAAGGCAACAUGGACUCGGAUGAGGACGCAGACUACAUGCCUGUUGAUAAAUUAUCUGCCAUGGCAGGAGGUAGCCAUCACUCCUCCAGGAGGAGCCAUGACCCUCCUCCUGCUCCCAUCAUGGACCCCUACCCUCGCCCCCCACGCCCAGACGUUUGCAUGGUGGAUCCUGACUCUUUGAAUAAUGGCUCAGUAAAGAAAGAGUCAAAAGCAAAGGGCCUGAAGAAGGCCUCGGGGAAAACCAAAUCAGCAUCCCCCGCUAGGCGCAAGAGGUCUCCCAUGCCUGUUAAACAGACGCCGUCUCCUCGCAGUGUCUCGCUGAAGAAGAAGGACACAGACAAGAGCUCACGUAUGUCUCGUCUGUCGGAUGGACAAGGCUCCAAAGAUGAUGACCUUUCCCGGUCGAGCUAUAACAUCGGCAAAGGGCUGACUAACGGUGUCAAGAGCAGCUCAGGUUCUCAGAAGUCCGGUUCUGCAGCUGCACCUGGCCUUCCUAUUUAUGUGGACUUGGCCUACAUUCCCAAUCACUGCAGUGCCAAGAACGUGGACCAAGAAUUUUUCAAACGCAUUCGCUCUGCGUACUACGUGGUCAGCGGGAACGACGCAGCGAGUGGUGAACCGAGCCGAGGAGUCCUCGAUGCAUUGUUGGAUGGCAAAGCUCAGUGGGGAUCAAACCUACAGGUGACGCUGAUCCCCACCCAUGACACGGAGGUGACCCGUGAUUGGUACCAGCAGACCCACGAGAGGCAGCAGGAGCUCAACAUCAUGGUCCUGGCCUCCAGCAGCACCGUCGUCAUGCAGGACGAGUCUUUCCCCGCCUGCAAGAUUGAGUUUUAGGAUCCUCUUUUCCUCUCUCCCUCCUCCUGGCCUCCCCGGUGUAGACCUGUUUUUAAUUGCUCUUCUCUAUAGCCUGAUACACAAAUCUGUCCCUGCUUUGGGAGUUUGCGUGAAAGCAGAAACAGAUCUGGAUAACUGUCUAUUUUUUUCUAGAUUUUUAUUCAUUUCUAAGCUUGUCGUGGCUAUCACCAUUUGUAUUACAAGGGUAGUUUUCUGACGUUUUGUCCUUCUCUGCGUUAUCAUCAUUAUUCAGUCACAUGAAAGGAAGAAAACAGUGUUUCUGUCUUUUUUCUGUUUUUUUCCCCAACCCCUGUGAAACAAUAGCUUCUUUGUUUAUUAGCUGAGACAAAGUGCCCACUGUAUUGUACAAAAAAAAAGGGGGGGGGGGACAAGCAGUUUCUGUAAAUUAUGUUACACAGAAAAUUUAAAACCCGAUUCUUGGUUGUUUCCUCUUCUAAUUGGCCAAAAUAAAAGCACAAGUUGGCGCACUUUGAAGCCAGCAAUAAAGGAAACUACACGACUUUCUUCCAAUGGGUCUCAGACAUCACGAUACAGCUGAUCAAUUUAAAACAUUUUUCUUAAAAUUGUGAUGAGUUUUACUUUACGUUCCCCUUGUUUCCCCUCUGUCUCUGUUCUAAAACAAUGACAGUCCCAGUGUUGAACUUUGUGCCUCCUACUGACAUAGUGACAUAGAAAAUGUCCAAAUAGAUCCCACAGUCCUUUCAAUAUGUCUUUUGAGUAUAUUUGCCGUAGCAUAGGGAAGACCAUAUUCAAAAAUCUGUAUUGUAGUGAAAUAUGAUAUUUCUACAGUUCUCUCAAAGUGAAAAAUCAGUCGUCACAGUACGAAUUUCUCGGUGGCUGUUAUUAUUUCUUACAGUGGAUUUGAUGAAUACGUUUCUCUCUGUAGUCUUUGAUGUAUUUUUUCAGUGUAUUUCCAGUUAACGUAUCGUGGCAGAGGACCAUGAGGAGAGAGAACAAAAUCAUCAUCCUGCUCUUUGGAUUCUACCUGUUUUUACCUUCACACACAGAGCAGCACUGUGUGUUCAGAGCUCAUCAGAAAAAAGUAGACAAACCUCGUAUCAGCUGUUGCGUUUAGAAGGUCUUUAUACAAAAGCCGUGUUAAAGAACGAAGAAUGUAUUCCACUACAGCAGUAGGAGCAUGUGGUUGUUCUGGCCUGGUGAAGAAGACGUGGGCUGGUUCGAUUGGUGGUGGAGGUUUGACUGUCACCCACAUGUGCCUUUCUGUCCUGCUGCGCUGGAAGGGAAAGGAAAUGUGUGUUGGUUGUAGAAAUGUGAGCGAUGCCGGUGCGUGUGUGGUACGUUCGUGGCUCUGUGGCAGAGGCUCCGUCGAGCUGGUUUCCUCUGUUGUUGAGUUUUGGGAGUUGUGCAUAGUGAGCGUGAAACGGCACUUUUAAAGCACCAACUCAGAAUUUCAGCCGCUGUGUUUUAGUUUUCCUGGAGCUGCCACUCGAAGAAGCACAAAGAGUAACCAGUGUGCAAAACCUACAGCAGUUUGUGCGGUUUUCAAAUUUAGCUACAUCAGAUGUAUGAUUACAGUAUGUGCACUUUUUUUUAAUUAUUACAAAAAAAGGUUUGUUUUGAGUUUGCAAAAUUGUGUUUUUAGCCAUAAUCACCUCAUCUUUUUAAACGUUGUCUUUUAAACACCAUUUUUCUUUAAGUGGUAAAUCAGUGGAUGUUUUUAAGUAACACUUUAUUAACUUAUAGAUGUGUUUUAAUUUGAUAUGGAUGAUUUUAUAUUUUGAUAGAUUUUCAGUAAUUGAAUAGAUUUUAACCAGGAACAAAACCAGUUAUCUAACAAAUUACAGGACCAACAAAGCUCUCUGGGCUUGCUAUUUUAUGAUCCACAGUAAAAAUCCAGAUAUUCCUCUGUAUAAGAUUUUAUUUCCUCAGCUUGUCUAGAGAUGCAUGUACAACAGAUGCACAUACAUAAAGGCGAGGGCUCCUUAAAACAGCAGAGGGCUGCAGGGAGCGGAGCCCAAACCUCAGCGGCUCCAGCUGAUUUGAAUGUGAAGAUGCAGAUUACCUUUACGAUCUCCUGGUUGCCUUGGUUACUGUGCAUCACAUGGUACAUCUCACUCAUGGGUCACACUCGCAGCGACAACCUUACUGCAGCCUGCAAAGCAUCACAACUCUGUGCAGGGAAGAAAACUUCAAUUAGAUUAAAGCCGCCACAGUUUCUUUCUCCACAGGAGACUGUUUGACCAACGUGACGAUUUCUGUCUCAGUGAUAAACGAGUAACAGCGUCUCACUGAGGCGAGACUGACGCCGAGUUAAGGCUCCUAAUUCCUGCUGAAGGAAAAAGAUCCUUUAAUCGCUUCUUUGAUGAAACAGGGUUAAAGGUGACAUCAGUGUUUUCCUGUUAACCCACUGUGCUGCCCACUCAGUCAAUGAGAGUGUAAUCUGCAUUAAAUACUGUAUCACUGUAAAGGCUGAUAAUAAUAAUAAUAAUAAUAACAAUAACACUACUCACAAAUGAGCAGACCACUCAAAACCCAGACUGCCAGACAUCACUCACAUCAAUACAUUUUUAUCUAUAGGGGACCUCCUGUUAUUAUUCACACGUUUUUCCAGACAAAGCUUAAUACACACACACACACACACACACACACACACACACACACACACACACACACACACACACAGCCGCUGCAUCUUCAUAUUGUGCAAAACCAUAAAAGAAAAAAUAUCUGUGGCACUCAGACUCAUCUGCCGUGAAACAAAUCAUCAUAACGACCGUUGGUUUCCAGUGAGCCCUGCUUGUACGUGCAUGUGUACCUUUUGAAUUCUCCUGUAUUGUUAUAGCUGAAGAAAAACUGACUUGACAAAGAAAUGCUAUUUUAAAAGAUGUAUAUUCAUGAAGCUAAGCCGUCCGGUACUGAAGAGGCACAUGUAACCUGGCUGUGCUGUGCUGUAAAGAAAGCCUUGUGAUCGUUUCUUUUCCUCCUUUCUGCUUCAUGGUUCUACUUUCAUCUCUUGUUUUAAGUGCAAUAUUCUCUUUAUCUCUCUUUAAAUGCUUAAAA
Molecule: messenger RNA, 10977 nt
Organism: Toxotes jaculatrix (banded archerfish)
Lineage: Eukaryota; Metazoa; Chordata; Actinopteri; Toxotidae
Gene: map1aa
Product: microtubule-associated protein 1Aa
Exons: 7
Coding region: 1-7935 (2644 amino acids)
Biological process (GO): axonogenesis; regulation of microtubule depolymerization; dendrite development
Cellular component (GO): cytosol; microtubule associated complex; synapse
Molecular function (GO): microtubule binding; actin binding
Source: RefSeq, a predicted model, not a curated record